Messenger RNA from Adineta steineri, 293 nucleotides. The record is from the annotation of a GenBank genome assembly. Lineage: Eukaryota; Metazoa; Rotifera; Eurotatoria; Adinetida; Adinetidae.
AUGCCUGAAGAUAAAGAAGCACCUGUAUAUACAGCUGAAAAAAUUCUCCUCAAACGAAUACGAAAAGGUAAAGUUGAAUAUUAUAUCAAAUGGAAAGGAUGGGCUGCUAAAUGGAAUACUUGGGAACCUGAAAAACAUAUUUUAGAUAAACUACUUAUUGAAGAUUUUAAUAAUAGAAAUCGAAAACAACAAAAAAGUAAAUCAUUAGAUCGUAAUAAUGUAAAUAAACGUCAAACAAUCGCAAAAAAUCGUGCAAAUAAUUCACGUCGAACACGUCAUCUUCAAAGCUCAUC